AAAUUCAGGAUGAAGACACUGUUUGAAGAGAUCAAAGCAUCAAUUAAAAAUAACUAUAAUCAAGAUCGCUCAUUUUGGAGGCCUGUUCUUCCUUGGGGAGGUGUUUUUACUAUCAAAGCUGGCCGAAAAGCAGUAUCCUGUACACCACUCUAUGUUGAAAUAAGACUGAAAAAUACCUGCACCAUAGAUGGCUUCUUGAUGUUACUGUAUGUCAUUCUUAAUGAAAAUGAAAAUUUCCCCAGGGAACUCUCUCUUCAUUUAGGUAGAGAGUUUGUAGACUGUUUUCUUUAUUUAAUGGACACCUACAGUUUCACAACUGUGAAGCUCCUUUGGAUUUGGGACAAGAUGGAAAAACAGCAAUACAAAUCUGAAGUUCAUAAAGCUUCAUUAAUAAUUGAUUUGUUUGGGAAUGAGCAUGAUAAUUUUACAAGAAAUCUUGAUAAUCUCAUGUCUACCAUUCAAGAGAGCUACUGUUCCAACUGGCGAUGCCCAACUCGAGUACAGGAAGAUCAGCAGCACAUAAUUAUUAUAAAUCCUCCCCAAGAAAUUCCACAUGGAAACUUGAUACGACUGGCUGUGGAUGAGUUAUUCUGCUCCAAGAUUGAACUGUGUGAAGAGCGUGGGUGUGGUGGCUUAAGAGAAUUUUCCCAACGAGUUUUCUGCCAUGGGGCACCCCCUUUUGUUGUCUUAAAUAUGCAGCACUGGAAAUCUGAAGAUCUGGCAUAUGUACCCUAUUACUUGGACUUAUCAGAUCACAAGUACUUAUUGGAAGGUGCCACAUUAUUUAACAAAGAGGAACAUCAUUAUUCUGCAGCUUUCCAGAUUGAUGGACACUGGAUGCACUAUGAUGGCCUCAGAAAUGUGAAUUUAAUUUUGUUAAAUAAACCCCCAGAGUUUCUUCUCUUGUCAUCAUUGGUUUAUAUUCGAGCAACAGAGAAAUAAAUAUAGACUGAUGCUAAAUUAAAUUGUUUCCCUCCUGCCCAUGCUCCCUAGGUUAAGGGCUUGUUUUGGGUUUACUUGGUAUCCAAGGAAAUAAUUCAACUAUACUAGUUUCAGAGGUGUUUUGCCCCAGGUAAAUGUUUUCUAUAGGAGCUCUAUGCAAAAUGUUUAUAUUUCUUUUUAUAUUUCCUGGGUUAUUUUUAUACAAUCAUCUUAUGUUGAAAUAAAAUAUAUCUUGUAGUUUUGUAUUUUUUAUUUAUAUGUACCUCAAACGUUUGGAUUGUUGUGUCAAGAGUUUGUAUGAUUCUGUCAUCCAAGAGUAUACUUUGUCCUUUAAAUUCUAAAUUUUUCCUUUUGGAUAUCCAAAUAAAAGCUGGAUAGAACUCAAUAUUUCAUUUUAUAUAAACAUAAUAGUUCAAAAUAUAUCUAUUGCUUUGCCUUACCUCACGAUAAUCCAAAGUGCACUAUUGGAUCUGGUAUGGAUUUGAAUGUACAAUGUGCAGAAGGAUUAGUUUAUUUUACCCAUUGAUUUGCAAGUUUGACAAAAUAUAGGUGAGAGUGUUUUUUCUGGGCUAGAAUUAUUAAUAAUGGAAUAUUUCUUUAGCAAGUUGCUCAAAAGUAUUACAAACCUGCUGGUGGAUUUUAAGUAUUAAUUUAGUUUCCAAUCUUAAAGUUAUUGUUUCAAAUAAAUUCUUUAAUUAUCCUAAACAUUUCUCAUCACUAAAUCUUAAUGAAAAUUGUCUUUAAAAUGUUUUGUAUAUAAAUCAACCAUAAGAAUAGUAGCUGAAUAUUUGCUAAUGUUGGACUAGCAAAUAUAAAUGUACUUUGUAUAUUUGAGCAAAAUGAAUGUUUGGGUAUGUUCCUUUUUCAUAUAAAUCUUGUAUUGACAGAAAAAAUACCUAACAUUUGGGAGUGGCAUCUGCAGCCUCUCUUGUAAGUGAUAGAUUGAAAGCAUGAAGUUCUGAUAUGCAGUACACUAGGGUAAGUUACAGGUAUUGUGACCAGGGUUCCCGUUCAUACAUGCAAGGUUUGAUUCCAAACCAAACCUGUCUCCAUGCUCCGUGGAUAGCUGCAGACAAGUUCUCUAUUGCACCUGUCUUAUUCUUGUUAGGGUGUCUGCUAAAAAAGAAGUCCAAUCCAAACAGUGGCUUCUGAGAGGAUCUCCUAGGCCAGUGAAAUUCGAGGCAGAUCAAUGCAGAAGGCUGUGGAGACAGGUUUUUUAGAUUCAAAAAGGGAUAAAGUUUUAUAGAUUUUCCUGAAGGUCACAAGACAGCCACGGAUUUAUUUUAAAGAAGUUUUACAUUAUAAAUUCCACUGGUAAAAGAGCUAGGAAAGUGCAACAAGGAAUUCUUGCCCCGUCAUAUCAAUGCACCUGCUUAUUCUCUGAGGGUUACGAGAUCUGUCCAAUGAGAAUUUGUGAGAAACCCUAUCCCAUCCACCCGACAGCCCUCAGCUGAUCCCGUAUUUUUUCCCCAAAACUCAACAUUGAAAAGGAAUAUUUGAAUCCCUUGAGCAUACUUACACUGCCAUUUGAUGUGUAAGUUGAAGAGCUCAGAAUUCCUUGGAGAAAAGUUAAAGAGAAACAGUAACUUCACAUCUUGAUAUUUUUGUUUAAUGAAAGUUUCUAUUAUUUUUGUUGCAAUACUUUUUACUUACCCUUGUAAGUCACUAAAAUUUUAUAGCUAUCAGACCAUUAUUUUUUUUAUAUACACCCUGAGAGAUAUCUUCCUUUCAGAAGAAAAAGCAAGUUUCUCAAGGGAGAAUGCUUUUUGAAACUGAUCAGCCUCUAUUUUAGUGUUUACAUUUCAAUGCAUAGUCUGCCUUAGUUUGGGGGUUGAUAUUAAAUGCAAUAGGAGACUUAUGUGACAAUGCAGUUCACUGCCAUGUACCAAAUUGCUGAAGUCUAACUCGGAAAAUUAAAUCUUACAUUCAUUUGGUGCCACAUUAAGAUAACUUACUGAGGAAUAGGUAGAAUAGAUAAGCGUGUGUAAUACAACUGAGCAAGUACUAUGAAAAUUUUAUAUAAAAAUUGACUUACAAAAAUAUUUACUACACAGUGUAUUUAAGUGAUGUCUCCGUGUAUUUAAGUAAGAGUUGGCUAGUGGAUGGUGUGUUGGAAGAAAGGCGGCAUCUGCGGUAGAGUUACAGUCGUGGAAAGCCACAGGGACAGUUCGACUCUGUCCUAUAGCGCCUCUGUGAGACAGAAUCAACCUGUGAGCGUAAGUUUUGAGUCCUGAAUCAUUAAAAGAGUCCAUCUUACUGCAUGAUUCAAGUGUACAAAACAGAAGUAUACAUAAACAGUGUCCUUAGUCAAGUUAAUUCUUUGUGAAGACUCUUAGCAUUUGCACUUUAUUUGGAAUAAUACUAGUUAGUUACCAAAACAUGGUUUACCUACCUCACAGGGUUGUUGUGAGGAGUAAGAUGUUUGUUAAAAUCUUGAUCACACGUGCUAAUAAUAAAACAUGUUUUCUAUCUCUUUCAUGUA
Molecule: messenger RNA, 3424 nt
Organism: Echinops telfairi (small Madagascar hedgehog)
Lineage: Eukaryota; Metazoa; Chordata; Mammalia; Afrosoricida; Tenrecidae
Gene: DORIP1
Product: chromosome unknown C14orf28 homolog
Exons: 4
Coding region: 10-942 (310 amino acids)
Source: RefSeq, a predicted model, not a curated record